CACCCCUUUCCGGGUCAAUGACGUUCCCAUAGGGCCCCGAAACCAUAUAUUAAGUUACCAUGCCACCCCUCCUUCCAAGCCCUUCUCCCAGGCUUCGACAUCACCCAGCCAAACAUGCACGCACACACUCUGGGACUGCUGGCUUUCGCCGGCGCUGUGCUCGCCCAGAGCCAGUCAACCCAGUACACGGCCACAGGAACCGCUGCCGUGGAUGCUGCUCGUGCGACGGCCAAGACGCUGAGCCCGACCAGCAAUGUCAAGGGCAAGGCCUUUGACAGGAUUGCCAUCAUCUGGCUCGAGAACACCGACUACGAGCUCGCUGCCGGUGACCCAAACCUCGCGUGGCUCGGAAAGAAGGGCAUCACGCUCACAAACCACUUCGCCGUCACCCAUCCCAGCGAGCCCAACUAUGUGGCGGCCAUCGGUGGCGACUACUUCGGCAUGAACAAUGACAACUUCAACUUCAUCGACAGAAACGUGUCGAGCAUCAUCGACCUCCUCGAGGAGAAGGGCAUCAGCUGGGGCGAGUACCAGGAGGACCAGCCCUACUCGGGCUUCGAGGGGUCCGCGUGGGUGAACCAGAAGAACGGCAAGAACGACUACGUGCGCAAGCACAACCCGGCCGUCAUUUACAACAGCGUGUCGCGUGAGACGGACCGGCUCGCCAAGAUCAAGAACCUGACCAUGUUCCACGAGGACCUGGUCAACGACGCCCUGCCCCAGUGGAUGUUCAUCACCCCGAACAUGACCUCGGACGGCCACGACUCCAGCGUCACCGUCGCAGGGACCUGGACCCGCGACUUCCUCGAGCCGCUACUGGGCGACACGCGCUUCAUGAAGAACACGCUGGUGCUGGUGACGUUCGACGAGAACUCGAGCUACGCGAAGCAGAACCGCAUCCUGGGCAUCCUGCUGGGCGACGCCGUCCCCGAGAACCUGGCCGGGACGACCGACGACAACUUCUACAACCACUACAGCGAGAUCGCAUCGGUGCAGGCCAACUGGGGCCUGCACACGCUGGGGCGCUGGGACGUGGGCGCCAACGUGUGGCAGGUGGUGGCCGACGCGACGGGCGACCAGGUGCGGCCAUGGUCGGGCUCCGUGCCGUUGGCCGACAUGUACUGGAACCAGAGCUACCCGGGCGUGUUCAACAGCAAACCCGCGGGCUCCGUCUACCCCAAGCCGAACCUGUGCAUCCAGCGGGCCGGCAGGAAGGUCGCCCCCGUCGUGGGUGAGACGUGGAAGGGAAACAAGAACCCGACGUAUUACGAGGACAAGCUCGAGAUCCCGGACGGGCUGCACCCGCCCCAGACCAAGUGAGGAUUGACGUCCGAUAAUGUACUGAUCAACAAAAAGUCGAAUCGUAGCUGAAUCCUGUGGAAUAAUAGACAGAUAGACAUCACAUCUCUAGCCCCCUCGCCGUUUCUUUGGACGCAGAGGUCGUUGUAUUUGGCCACUUUUCCCAGCUUACUCCUGAGUUGCUGGCACCUUGCAAAGUGGUCUCAUUGCGAUGCGUACCAAUGAGUAUAGUGGGGCAUCACCAACCGCGGGAUGCCCAAGAUCUGAAGAUCAAGGUGGAUCAAUCCACCCCCGCCCCCGCAUAAUCAAAACAAUCGAAAACACAGCUCGAA
This is a messenger RNA of Phialemonium atrogriseum, 1631 nucleotides long. RefSeq names its product phosphoesterase. The record is from RefSeq and is a predicted model, not a curated record. NCBI's taxonomy places the organism in Eukaryota, Fungi, Ascomycota, Sordariomycetes, Cephalothecales, Cephalothecaceae. Gene Ontology annotation, molecular function: hydrolase activity, acting on ester bonds. Gene Ontology annotation, biological process: phospholipid catabolic process. The coding region runs from base 115 to 1320 and encodes 401 amino acids. The transcript has 2 exons.